Messenger RNA from Dovyalis caffra, 3177 nucleotides. The record is from the annotation of a GenBank genome assembly. NCBI's taxonomy places the organism in Eukaryota, Viridiplantae, Streptophyta, Magnoliopsida, Malpighiales, Salicaceae.
AUGGAUCGCCGGAGUUGGCCUUGGAAGAAAAAAUCAUCUGACAAGACUGAGAAAGCUGCCGUCUCAGCAGAUUCUGGUGGAUCACAGGGAGAGAAGGACAAUUAUAAAAAGCCCAACUAUGUUCAAAUUUCUGUGGAAUCAUACACCCACCUGACUGGUUUAGAGGAUCAAGUGAAGACAUAUCAGGAUCAAGUGAAGACAUAUGAAGAACAAGUUCAGACACUAGAAGAAGAGAUUAAGGACUUGAAUGAAAAACUGUCUGCAGCCCAUUCAGAGAUGACUACCAAGGAAAACCUGGUGAAACAACACGCUAAAGUUGCUGAAGAAGCUGUCUCAGGUUGGGAAAAGGCUGAGGCAGAAGCUUUGGCAUUGAAAAAUCAUCUAGAAUCAGUCACACUCUCAAAGCUCACAGUUGAAGAUCGGGCAUCACAUUUGGAUGGUGCUCUUAAAGAGUGCAUGCGGCAGAUACGAAAUCUAAAAGAAGAACAUGAACAGAAAGUGCAGGAAGUUGUUCUCAACAAGAACAAGCAAUUGGACAAAAUUAUGAAGGAUUUUGAAUCAAAGAUAGCCAACUUAGAUCAAGAACUGCUUAGGUCUGCUGCAGAAAAUGCUGCACUUUCAAGGUCAUUGCAGGAGCGUUCUAACAUGCUGAUCAACAUAAGUGAAGAAAAGUCACAAGCUGAGGCUGAAAUUGAGCAUUUGAAGGGCACUAUUGAGUCAUGUGAAAGGGAAAUAAAUUCCCAUAAAUAUGAACUCCAUGUAAUUUCCAAAGAGCUGGAGAUUCGUAAUGAAGAAAAGAAUAUGAGCGUGAGAUCUGCUGAAGCAGCUAACAAGCAGCAUAUGGAUGGUGCCAAAAAAAUAGCUAAGCUGGAAGCAGAGUGCCAAAGAUUGCGUGGUCUUGUGCGGAAGAAGUUGCCAGGUCCUGCUGCAGUUGCCCAGAUGAAGCUAGAGGUUGAGAGUAUGGGGCGAGAUUAUGGAGACUCUCGACUGAGGAGGUCUCCCAUUAAGCCUCAAAGUCCUCAUUUGUCCUCAGUGACUGAAUUUUCACUUGACAAUGUACAGAAAUUCCAUAAAGAGAAUGAGUUUCUCACAGAGCGUUUAUUUGCAAUGGAGGAGGAAACAAAGAUGCUGAAAGAAGCAUUGGCAAAGCGUAACAGUGAACUGCAGGCUUCUAGGAAUCUUUGUGCUAAAACAGCAAGCAAGCUUCAAUGUUUAGAAGCUCAAUUUCAAAUCAGCCAUCAGCAGAAAAGUUCCCCAAAAUCUAUCAUUCAGAUUCCUGCUGAAGGUUACUCUAGUCAAAACAUUAGCAAUCCACCUAGCUUAACCUCUGUGUCUGAAGAUGGAAAUGACGAUACCCAAAGUUGUGCUGACUCCUGGGCAAUGACAUCGAUCUCUGAAGUUUCCCAUUUCAGGAAGGACAAUCACAGUGAGAAGUCGAACAUGGCUGAAAAUGCAAAGAACCUUGAGCUUAUGGAUGACUUCUUGGAGAUGGAGAAGUUGGCUUGUUUAAAUGUAGAUCGUGCCGCUACCAUUUCAAAUUCUCCUAAUGAGAAGACUUCUGAAAUUGCCAAUAGUGAUGCUUCGGGUGAUGUCUCUUUGCAAAAAGCAGAUGCACUGUCUGAAGAGAAGCGCGAUUUGGAUCGACUGGUGACUCCUGUCUCUUGCAAUAAGGGUUCUUCAGCCAUAGAUUCAGGAUCUGAUGCAGACCUGACGUCAUUCGUGAAACUGCAGUCGAGAAUCACUGUAUUACUUGAUUCUGUGUCUAAGGAGGCUGAUGUGGGAAAAAUUUUAGAGGAUAUUAAGCAGGUUGUGCAGGAUGCAGAAACUACUCCAAGUUGUGUUUCCAAAGAAGCACACAGUUCAGAUGCAACAUGUGACAGGCAGACUUGUCCUGAAGAUGCUGGCAUAAUGGGAGAGAAGGAAAUUGCACUGUCCCAAGAGAGUAAGGCAGCCACACGCAUUAUGCACACAGUAAGCCAGGAGUUGCUGUCUGCCAUUUCUCAGAUUCACGACUUUGUACUAUUGCUGGGAAAGGAAGCAAUGGCAGUUCAUGACACUUCUUGCGAUAGCAUUGGUCUGAGCCAAAAAAUUGAGGAGCUCAGAUUCAAUGUCCUGGGAUAUAAAGGCAAUGAGGCAGAAAUCAAUAGUCCUGAUUGCAUAGAUAAGGUCGCUUUACCAGAGAACAAGGUUGUUCAAAAGGAUUCAUCAGGAGAAACAUAUCAGAAUGUUUGUGCCAACGUUUCUAGUCCUACCUCCAAUCCUGAGGUGCCUGAUGAUGGAAAUUUGGUACCAGGCUAUGGAUCAAAUACCACAUCAUGCAAGGUCUCAUUGGAAGAGUUUGAAGAAUUGAAAUCAGAGAAGGACACCAUGGCCAUGGAUCUAGCUAGAUGUGCUGAAAAUUUUGAAAUGACAGAGUCUCAAUUACAUGAAACCGAGCAGCUUCUAGCUGAAGUUAAAUCACAAUUGGCUUCUGCACAAAAGUCUAACAGCUUGGCUGAGACACAGCUUAAAUGUAUGGCAGAGUCUUAUAGGUCGCUCGAAACACGUGCACAGGAGUUGGAAACUGAGGUAAACCUUCUGCGGGUGAAAACAGAAAAUUUGGAAAUUGAGCUUCAAGAAGAAAAGAAGAGUCAUCAGGGUGCUUUGACCAGAUGCAAGGAACUAGAAGAGCAACUGCAAACGAAUGAGAGCUCUACAGCCGCUGAGAUUGACAUCAAGAGCAAACAGGAGCAAGAAAUAGCAGCUGCUGCAGAAAAGCUAGCAGAGUGCCAAGAGACGAUAUUUCUUCUUGGCAAACAGUUAAAUUAUUUGCGUCCCCAAACAGAGACCAUGGGAUCUCCUUACAGUGAGAGGAGUCAAAAUGGAGAUGGAAUUGCUGAAGACGAACCUACUAUAAGUGGCAAGAAUUCGCAGGACUUUGAUCAAGCUGAGAUGGACACAGGUGCUUCAGCUCAUACGCACAAAGCAGUUGCUGAAUCUCCCAUGGAUUCGUACAACCAUCCUUGUAGUCCAUCUGAUACAGAAUCAAGCCUCUUGAGAUCACCAGUUGGUUCUAAGAUUCCAAAACACAGGCCUACAAAAUCAGCUGCCUCUUCUUCCUUUUCUGCCCCAACGCCAGAGAAACAUUCUCGAGGAUUUAGCAGGUUCUUUUCUGCAAAAGGGAAGAAUGGUUAUUAG